GGAAGGGUUUAAGUGAAAGGGGUUUUGUUUUGUUGUUCCUUUCCUUCCUCUUUGAUCAGUUUUCAUUAUCUUCUUCUGAUGCGAAAGUGAAGACUGAAGAGAAGAUAAGACAAUGCUAGCGCUACUCCAGAACUGCUCCAUGCCCCUCGCACGUGCGGUGCGGUCUCCACCUCGCACGCACGUGCGACCUUGUUUCACGGCCGUGGCCUACGCAUCCAUUUCCUCACGUGCUAACUCCCAGUCUCAGGUUCUCCUCGGCUUGUCCGAGAAGGAGCUGCAACAACUCGCCCUUGACCUCAAUCAGGAAACCUAUAGGGGCAAACAACUUCAUCAUUUUUUAUACCAGAGGAAGCUCAGAGAAAUUCAGGAUUUCACUCAAUUGCCUCAGGGAUUUAGGAAUACUCUUGAGGAAACUGGAUGGAAGGUGGGCCGGUCUCCUAUUUUCCAAACUGUAACUGCAGCUGAUGGAACUGUUAAGUUGUUGUUGAAGUUGGAGGACAAUAGAUUGGUUGAAACUGUUGGCAUUCCGGUUAUGGUUGAUAAAGGCCUGACUCGCCUCACAGCAUGUGUUUCAUCUCAGGUUGGUUGCCCUUUACGCUGCUCUUUUUGUGCCACUGGAAAAGGGGGGUUUUCAAGGAAUCUUCAGAGACAUGAAAUCAUUGAACAGGUCUUGGCCAUUGAGGAGGUCUUCAAGAAUAGGGUGACAAAUGUAGUGUUUAUGGGAAUGGGUGAACCAAUGUUAAACCUGAAGGCAGUACUUGAAGCACACCGUUGCUUGAAUAAGGAUGUACAAAUUGGGCAAAGAAUGAUAACCAUCUCCACUGUGGGCGUUCCAAAUACAAUAAAGAAACUUGCUUCUCACAAACUUCAAUCCACUCUAGCUGUGAGCCUACAUGCUCCUAACCAGAAACUUAGGGAGACAAUUGUUCCAAGUGCAAAAUCCUAUCCACUGGAUGCACUUAUGAGUGAUUGCAGAGAAUACUUUCAGCAAACUAGUAGGCGGGUUUCCUUUGAAUAUGCACUUUUAGCUGGAGUCAAUGACUCGGUAGACCAUGCAUUAGAACUUGCUGAGUUACUUCAUCGAUCGGGCAGUGGAUAUCACGUCAACUUGAUACCUUUCAAUCCAAUAGAAGGCUCUGAGUAUCAGCGUCCUUCCAAGAGAGCAGUGCUAACAUUUUCUGGUGCUUUGGAGUCCUCUAAAAUAACUGUUAGUGUACGUCAAACAAGAGGACUGGAUGCAAAUGCAGCUUGUGGUCAGCUACGGAACAAGUUCCAGAAAACUCCUUUAGUCACUGACCCUUUUGAUCUUGCAGUCACCGACACUUCUAUGCCAUACAAUAACAAUUUUGCAGUAAGCAGUUGAUGAGAGGCUUGAUGAGCCAAAGAGCAUAUAUCUAUUACCAGUUGUGAAGUGAUGAAGGUGUUUGCUGUUGCUGUAUCAGUUGUAAUAUCAACUUGUCAUCUGAGAAAUUGUGGACAGACACCUAAUUGCUUGUUGGCGAUUCUGCUGGAGCAUGCUGACCUGGGAUAUUAGUUUUGUUGGAAUCUAUGGCAUCUAUAUGGACUAAGAAACAGCUUAGAGUAGAGAGGGUUAGGCCAAAAAUAAGUGAUUAGGGGUCAAGUGGGAGAGAUUUUCUUAUGUUUUGGACCUCUUGUGCUUGGUAUAUAUUGUUGUUGCAACUAUUGAUCCCGCUUGUAAAAAUCCUACUGUUUACUCUCUGUAUAACACUACGUCAAUCAAUUAGAAAUCACGAACACAUGGUAUUUAAAGUAA
Glycine soja is the source of this 1774-nucleotide messenger RNA. Its product is annotated as probable dual-specificity RNA methyltransferase RlmN. Lineage: Eukaryota; Viridiplantae; Streptophyta; Magnoliopsida; Fabales; Fabaceae. The record is from RefSeq and is a predicted model, not a curated record. The transcript is spliced from 10 exons. Gene Ontology annotation, biological process: rRNA base methylation; tRNA methylation. Gene Ontology annotation, molecular function: RNA methyltransferase activity; iron-sulfur cluster binding. The coding region runs from base 113 to 1363 and encodes 416 amino acids.